Messenger RNA from Propithecus coquereli (Coquerel's sifaka), 3967 nucleotides. RefSeq names its product BTB (POZ) domain containing 7 (gene BTBD7). Gene Ontology annotation, molecular function: protein binding. Bases 11 to 3154 code for a protein of 1047 amino acids. Lineage: Eukaryota; Metazoa; Chordata; Mammalia; Primates; Indriidae. The transcript is spliced from 8 exons. Gene Ontology annotation, biological process: morphogenesis of a branching epithelium; regulation of branching involved in salivary gland morphogenesis. The record is from RefSeq and is a predicted model, not a curated record.
ACUGAAGAAGAUGGGUGCUAAUGCAUCUAACUAUCCUCAUUCAUGUUCCCCAAGGGUAGGGGGAAAUUCACAGGCCCAACAGACGUUUAUAGGGACAUCAUCCUAUUCUCAGCAAGGCUAUGGUUGUGAAUCAAAAUUGUAUAGCCUUGACCAUGGCCAUGAGAAACCACAAGACAAAAAAAAGAGAACCUCUGGCCUUGCUACCCUGAAAAAGAAGUUUAUUAAGCGUCGAAAAUCUAAUAGGUCUGCUGAUCACGCCAAGCAGAUGCGAGAACUCCUCUCUGGGUGGGAUGUUAGAGAUGUCAAUGCAUUAGUGGAGGAAUAUGAGGGAACUUCAGCCUUAAAGGAGCUUUCUCUGCAAGCCAGUUUGGCUAGACCAGAAGCCAGGACAUUGCAGAAAGAUAUGGCUGAUCUUUAUGAGUACAAGUAUUGUACUGAUGUAGACUUAAUAUUUCAAGAAACUUGUUUUCCUGUACAUCGUGCCAUUUUGGCAGCAAGAUGUCCAUUUUUUAAAACACUGCUUUCUUCCUCACCUGAGUAUGGGGCAGAGAUAAUAAUGGACAUCAAUACGGCUGGUAUUGAUAUGCCCAUGUUUUCUGCUUUGUUACACUACCUUUAUACAGGAGAAUUUGGAAUGGAGGACUCAAGGUUCCAAAAUGUCGAUAUCCUUGUUCAGCUUAGUGAAGAAUUUGGAACACCAAAUUCCCUUGAUGUAGAUAUGCGUGGACUUUUUGAUUACAUGUGUUAUUAUGAUGUCGUCCUUAGUUUUUCUUCAGACUCUGAACUGGUUGAAGCUUUUGGUGGAAAUCAGAACUGUUUAGAUGAAGAGCUCAAAGCCCACAAGGCUAUUAUUUCUGCACGGUCCCCAUUUUUUCGAAAUUUAUUACAAAGGAGGAUACGGACUGGUGAAGAAAUCACAGACCGAACUUUGAGGACUCCCACAAGAAUUAUAUUAGAUGAGUCCAUUAUACCAAAAAAAUAUGCAAAAGUGAUAUUACACUGUAUGUAUACCGACGUGGUGGACCUCUCUGUUUUGCACUGUAGCCCCUCUGUGGGGAGUCUCAGUGAAGUUCAGGCUCUCGUCGCAGGGAAGCCAAACAUGACCAGGGCAGAAGAAGCCAUGGAACUUUACCACAUAGCACUGUUCUUGGAAUUUAACAUGCUUGCUCAAGGCUGUGAGGAUAUCAUUGCUGAGAGCAUCUCAUUAGAUACCUUAAUUGCCAUCCUCAAGUGGAGCUCUCAUCCAUAUGGCUCUAAAUGGGUGCACCGACAAGCUUUACAUUUCCUCUGUGAGGAAUUUUCCCAGGUCAUGACUUCGGAUGUUUUUUAUGAACUCAGCAAAGACCAUCUGCUUACUGCUAUCCAGUCUGACUACCUACAGAUGAAAAGAGGCUUGAUCAGUACUCCUCCAUCAGACAUGCUUCCCACAACAGAAGGUGGAAAGUCAAAUGCCUGGUUACGGCAAAAAAAUGCUGGCAUAUAUGUUCGUCCUCGACUGUUCUCUCCCUAUGUGGAAGAAGCAAAGUCAGUGCUAGACGAGAUGAUGGUGGAACAAACAGAUCUUGUGCGCUUGCGAAUGGUUAGAAUGUCCAACGUGCCAGACACGCUCUACAUGGUCAAUAAUGCCGUGCCACAGUGUUGUCACAUGAUCAGCCACCAGCAGAUCAGCAGUAACCAGUCAAGCCCUCCUUCAGUUGUAGCCAACGAAAUUCCAGUUCCUCGUCUCCUCAUUAUGAAAGACAUGGUCAGACGACUGCAGGAACUCCGACACACCGAGCAGGUGCAGAGGGCCUAUGCGCUGAACUGUGGGGAGGGCGCCACUGUCAGCUAUGAGAUUCAGAUCCGAGUACUGAGAGAGUUUGGCCUUGCAGAUGCUGCCGCAGAACUGUUGCAGAAUCCUCACAAAUUCUUUCCUGAUGAACGUUUUGGGGAUGAAAGUCCACUCUUGACAAUGAGACAGCCUGGGAGAUGUCGCAUUAACAGUACCCCUCCUACAGAAACCAUGUUUACAGACCUGGACUCUUUUGUGGCCUUCCAUCCACCCUUGCCGCCUCCACCACCUCCCUACCACCCUCCAGCUACCCCAAUCCACAACCAACUCAAAGCAAGCUGGAAACAAAGACCUCCCAGUCAGCAUCCUUCACGUUCAUUUUCUUAUCCCUGUAAUCAUUCGCUGUUCCACUCCAGAACAGCUCCUAAAGCUGGCCCUCCCCCAGUCUACUUGCCGGGAGUUAAAGCAGCACCACCUGAUUGUACCAACACUGCAGGACUGGGGAGGCAGACGGUGGCUGCUGCCGCCGCUGCCACCACCUCAGCAACAGUAGCAUCUGAGAAACAAGUGCGAACACAGCCUGUGCUGAAUGAUCUGAUGCCAGACAUCGCCGUGGGUGUGUCCACACUGUCACUCAAGGACAGGAGGCUUCCAGAGCUUGCUGUAGACACAGAAUUAAGCCAAUCAGUUUCAGAAGCAGCACCAGGGCCUCCCCCACAUCUGUCGUGUAUUCCACAGAGGCAUACACACACUUCUCGGAAAAAACACACACUAGAGCAAAAAACAGAUGCUAGAGAAAAUCAGCAGGAAUACCCUGAUUUCUAUGACUUCUCUAACGCUGCUUGCAGACCUUCUACUCCUGCUCCUGGCAGACGCACUCCUCCUUCGCAAGGUGGAUAUUUUGGUCCUGAUUUGUAUAGCCACAAUAAGGCAUCACCGAGUGGCUUAAAGUCAGCCUGUCUGCCUAGCCAGACCUCUCCUAAAAAACAGGAAGAACCUAGGAGAGAAUAUCCACUGUCCCCUGAUGGGCAUCUACACAGACAAAAGAAUGAGCCAAUACACCUGGAUGUCGUUGAGCAACCUGCCCAGCGGUCAGACUUUCCUUUGGGAGCCCCAGAAAAUGCUGGUACUGGCCCAGCCCACGUCAGGGGGCGAACCACAGUAGAAACUGACUUGACUUUUGGGCUGACUCCUAACAGACCUUCACAUUCUGCAUGUAGCUCUGAAGCUCCAGAAGAGAGAUCCAGUAGAAGACUGGCAGACAGUGAGUCCCUGGGCCAUGGAGCUCAGAGAAACACAGAUUUGGAAAGGGAAGAUUCAGUAAGCAGAGGAAGGAGGUCACCAAGCAAGCCAGACUUUCUCUACAAAAAGUCUGCCCUCUGAGAGCAACCUUCAAGUCGUCUGUGCCUGAGAUGUGAAACAUCCCGUUCUAUGAUGUAACCCAACAACUUACUAGUUUAUCGAUGCCAGCUGAUAACUCAGUUUCACAUUACUUUCCUCUAGUUUUUAUGUGUAUAUAUAUGUUUAUUAGACAUGGCAUGCUAAGAGGGGUUUUUUGUUUUACUGCUGCAUCUGUCUAUUUUGUGUUUGAACAAUUGUGUGGGGAAGCAUUUUUAAGAGCAAGCAAGCUGGCACUUUUUUUCUCUUUACAAAUGGAAUUUUUUUGCACUUGUACUUAUUUUAUCUGUAUUGAUUUUAUAUCAGUAUGUUAAACUUUAUUGCCACAUUUAAAGGACUGUAUUUUCCUACUUUUUUGCAUUUUACCUUUCAUCUACCAAUCCACGUGCAUUGGAUUGCACACUAAGAUGUAUUUUCUUAUGAAAUAGUUCUGUGUUUAUUUUUUAAUUAUAGAAAUUCCAAAGAACAGCACAUCAAAAUGCUCCUCUCUUUUCAGUAAUUGUUUUAGUUCAGACACCUCCCUGCUCAGUCUCCAUAAAUCUCAUGUCAUUUUUCUUUAAUAAGUCCUGGAAGCUGGUCUUCACUCCCCCAGCAGGAGUCCAGUCAGGGUCCUGCAGUUUGCUGGUUCAGUAAAGAACAGGAAGGAGAGAAGCCUUUUGUCCCAGGCUCACUCCAUUGCUUUAUUCAUAACGUGGGCACUGUCAGAAUCCCUGCAAAGUCUGGUAGUGGGGAUUAGAGUGUCACUAGAUGAGUUAUCUUUAGAGAUCGGAUCCUUGGCAUUACAAAGCAGGGGAAAUA